Messenger RNA from Ectocarpus siliculosus, 8787 nucleotides. NCBI's taxonomy places the organism in Eukaryota, Phaeophyceae, Ectocarpales, Ectocarpaceae. The record is from the annotation of a GenBank genome assembly.
AUGGGGGGCGGGGGCAAGGCAGACGCGGGCGGUGCCGGGGGCGGCCAGCAUUACGUGGUUCCCGGCGGUAUUUGGUUGCCGACGCCCAGAACGCAGGGCACGAGUAGCUUUUCUCCGAGCAGCAGCGCCGGCGGCGGCGGGGGCGGAGGGGCGGGGGGCGGCGGCGGGGGCAGCGUUGCGGCGCGGGAGAGAGAAGAGGGCGGGGCCGAGAGCAGAAGCAGCGCUGCCAACGGCGGGUUCUUUGGUGGCAACGAGCCGCACUGUGCGCGAUGUAGCAACGCGGAUGCCGGCGGGCAAGCGCAGGUGAUCACAUGCAGCGAAUGCAGCCAAGGGUUCCACACCUUCUGCGUGGGGGAAAAGCGGAUACCCUACGCGCUGUUCCCGCCGGAGCAGCGCGUUCUCCGGGACGCCUUCGUCGCCGAGCACAUCGGCGCAAGGUGGCAGUGCUCCAAGUGCCAGACCCAGGCGUCCCAGGCGACCAUGUCCCCGUUCCAGGCGGCCGGUAACGACUUGUACACGCCCCCGUACAGAGAUUUCGGCUCGCGGUCUUCGUCCACAAGCAAGCUGCUGGUUCUGCCGGGAGUCAAGGAGGACGGCGGUGGGACGGGGUCUUCCUCUUCCGUCGUCUCCCUGUCGAGGGGGGUGAGCGGCGACGGGGGCGACUUCGACGCAGACCUCGCGGACGUUUCGCCGUCCAAGGGACCCGUCGAGCCGUCGUCUGCGCCCCUGCCGGCGCCUUGCUGGUCGAGGUCGGAGUCGAAAGAUGCGGUGGUGGUGGAGCCCUCGUCUGCGCCCUCCUGGCUGCUGGCGCCGGGGACGGGUCCCGCGACGCCCCGGAAAGGGAAGGCGGUUGCCGAGGCAGGGGGAGGCGAAGAGGUUGGGGGUGAAGAGAAGGGUGACGAAGAGGCAGAUGGUCCUGAGGCCGGCGGCAGAGCGCAAGAGGCGGCGACAGAAGCCGGUGCUGCGAAAGGCGAGGCAGGAGGAGGAGGAGGGAAGCCCGACGGUGCGGAGGAUGGCACGGGCGACGACGCCGAGGCAGCGCCGCCGGUUGAGCGGGAGGGGGGUGAGGGUGAGGGUGAGGUGGUGGCAGUAGACGCGGAAGACAGGGAGGAGUCCGAGAUGAGCGCCGAUAGUUUGGACAACUUCAAGAACGAGCAGCGAGCGGCGGAACUAGCCGUCACAGGUGGCGUUCGCAAAAGCGCAGAGGGAGGCGAGGCGGAGGAAGUCGUUUCUCCUUCCGCCGCCGCCGCCGCCGCGUCCGCGAGCGAUGACGGGCCGGAGUUGUCGACGAUAGCCGGGGAGGAGGCCUCGGAAUCGGCGGUCGAACCGCCGAAAGAGCUCGGCACAGAGGCGCCGGCCGUCGAAGGGGGAGGAGAAGAGGCGGGCAACGAACCAGGUGUCAGUUCUCCGGCUGCUGAGGUUCUGACGGGACCCGAAGAGCUGGUGGAGGACGCAGCUCCCGAGAGCGUGGAAGGCGAGGAGGAGUCCCGGAAAGAGUCCGUCGAUGUUCCGGUCGCAGCCCCUGGGUCGGAGGGUCUGGUGGACGACACCGCCGCUGAAAGCCAACCACCGGGAGCAGAGGCCGGUGAAAAAGAAUCGGGCGUCGCUGCUAUCCCUUCCUACCCUUCCCCCGGGUCGGGGAGACGGAGGGAUUCGUACGAUAUGGGUGGGAUCGCGGCGGGGCAAAGGGUUGUCGGAGAGGCCGCUCUGACUCCCGAAGGGGUCGAAGAAGAUUCUGGAGGGGAGGAGAAGGUGGUCGUGGAAGGAGCUACCUUCUACUCCACUCAGGAGCUCGGAGCCGAGCUCGCCGAGGGAGAAAAUAAUCGCGACGAUUCGUUCGCCAGCGCCGAGGAGGAGGAUGAAGCAGCAGAGGCCGUAGCGGCAGCAACAGCUAUCUCCGACGAGGCCGGUAUUUUGGAGCACGACGGCGAUGCCGGAUCGCUGUCAGCGCGUCCCCCGCCGAUGGCGCCGGUGUCGCAGGCACGGGAAGGAGAGCGGCAGGGGGAGGGGGAGGAGGAGGACGAGGCAGAAGGCAGCGGCGGCAGCACGUCAGGCAGACGAUCGCGACGGCCGCCCCGCCCUGCCGCCAUCGCUCUCUCUUCCCACGAUGACGACGAACAAUAUGGGCGGCAACAACCAGGCGCUCUCUUGCUCGAUUUUCCCAGGUCUCCCGCGUCCAGCCCCGCCGCCGGCGGGCGCAGCGCGGCGGGCCCGUCGUCUCUGCCGUCGCAGCAGUCGCUCUCCUCCCCCGGCGGGGUCGGUGGCUUCCCGGCGGCCUCCUCUCCCGGCAGGAUCAGUCCGCCGAGAUCGCCGUCCCCGAGCCGCGUCGGCUUCUCGGCCUCCCUACGGGCCAGGACCCCUCCGCGGUCCCCCCGCCGCCACCCGCCCGUCGGGCAAGAGCCGGGCGACCGGCUGCUGGAGACGAGUAAAGGCCCCGUCUGGAGCCCGGCCCAGUCCCCGAGGAGAAAGUCGGUGGCGAGGAUUGGGCAGACGACGCCCGAACAGGUAGGCGCCGGCGGGAAGCAAACACCCCGGGGGGAGAGAGAGCGGGAGGGCGGGCGCGGCGGCUCGCGUAGAGAGUCUUCCAGCUCGAAGUCGUCCUUGCGCCGGUCUUCGUCGUCUUCGGUGGUAACACGGCCGCUGCUGAGCGACGGGGAAGACGGCGGUGGGAGCGCCGGCAGAGGGGGAAGCAGGGGCGGCGGCGGCGGCGGCGGCGGCGGCGGCGGCGGCGGGAGGCGCGGGAGCGGCGCGUCGAGCCUGCUGAGCAGCGUCGUCAGCAACGCGGCCGACGACGACUCUAUCCCUUCGAGCGGCAGCGGGGCGGCGUCGGGGGGCAAGCCCAAGCUCCGGCGGGUGGAGAGCCUCAACAACUUGAGGGAGGAUGGGGAAGAGUACGGCGGCAAGUCGGAAUCGAGGGACAGGUCGUUCACCGCCGCCAACAUCGACCCUGACGCCUUGGGCCAAGACCUUGCGGCCGUGGUGACCCACUUGAAGGAGGACGGCCUCACGCCCGAGAAAUUUCAGAAAUCGCUCCAGAGAAAUCACCACAGGACGCCGUCGAUGCCGUCGCCGAGCACCAGCUCUGCUGGCGCGACUCUGGAACCCGAGCCCGCCCCCGCCAAAGAGGCGCUGGAGGUGGCGAAGAGGGCCGCACAGGCAGCGAGGGACCCCCGCAAGGACCCCGAGUACGCCAAGUUCUUCAACAUGCUGGAGACGGGGGUGCCCCGCGAGACUGUGGAGCUGGCCAUGCUGAUGGAAGGGAAGUAUCCGGCCGUCCUCAACACCCCACUGCCGGGCCCGGCGGUGGAGAAGAUCACGUCGACGGCGGCCGCCGAGGCGGCGCAGGUGGCGCUCUCCUGGGCGGAGCGAAGCCCCGGGUCUAGCAGGCCGUCCCGGAGGGAGCGGCGACAGACCUCGGCCGCUUCUGCCUCGUCUCUUUCACCACGAGAGCGUCGGAAUGCUGCUGCUGCUACCGCCACGACCCUGACUUCUUCUCGUUCGCCGCGGGAGCGUCCGAAUGCUACUGCCACGGCCGCCGCCGGCGCCGCUUCUUUGUCGUCUCGUUCCCCGCGAGAGAGACGGAGACCACGGCGUGGCGGUCCCGAGGCCGCCGCCGAGGCGGCCAAGGAGGCCGUGGACGGACUAGUUCCCGCUCGGGAGAACCCCCUGUACGCCGGGUUCUUUGACAUGCUGAGCCGGGGGAAGCCGAAGGGGGAGGUGGCGGCGGCGAUGGAGUCGGAAGGGGUCGACGCCGCGGUGCUGGACGCCCCCGACGCUCUGUUCCCGCUGCCGUCCCCGAGAAGACAGGGACGACGGCAUGCAGCGGCGGCGGCGAACGUAGUAGAUGUGGAGGCAGAGCCGGAGCCGGAGCCGGAUAGAGCGACCAGCUACGCGGCGGAGGGAGCGGAAGCGGCCGCAGCGGAGGCGUCGAAGGCGAUGGAAGAGAUCUACGCGCACAUCGCCGCCCAGAAGCUGGCGGCGGCGCAGCAGGAGGCGGCGGCAGAGCCGGAGAUAGUUGCCGCUGUGGCUGCUCCCCCUAGCGAGGUGGCGGCGAAGGAGCACCCGGAUUUCUUCAAGUUUUUCAAGAUGCUCGCCAUGGGGAUGCCCAAGGGGGCGGCGUUGCAGGCCAUGGCGAAGGCUGGGGUCGACGCCGCGGUGCUAGAAACCCCGGACGCGCUGCUGCCGCUCUCGGCCGAGCAGCAGGCGGAGCUUGCGGAGCGGCGAGACGCGGCCGCUGCGGCGGCGGCGUUGUCGGCGGAGGCGGCGAGCCAGAGGGGUGGCGAGGGCGGAAAAGGGGCUUCGCCGCCGGCGGGACCGCCGAAGGGCAUGGCGCCGGCCAAGGACCACCCGGACUACCGGAGUUACUUUAAGAUGCUGAAGAUGGGGAUCCCUCGAGGGGCCGCGCUGCAGAAGAUGGCGAAGGAUGGAGUUGAUCAGUCGAUUCUCGACACGCCGGAGGCGCUGUUUUCGUUGCCGGAGUCAGGAGGCAAAGCGGCGGUGGCAACGGCGGCGACAGCGGCGGCGGGGGCGGCGGGGGCGGGGGCGACGGCGGCGGCGGCGGCGGCGGCGACAGCGGCACCAACCAUGGUCGCCGUAAAGGAUCAUCCGGACUACCAGAAGUAUUUCAAGAUGCUGAGGAUGGGGCUACCACGGGGGGCGGCGCUUCAGAAGAUGGCAACAAAGGGCGUGGACCAGUCAAUCCUCGACACGCCGGACGCGAUGGUUCCUGGACCGUCGGUGGAGGUGGCAGGGAACGGUGCGCCUGACGUAGCUGGAGUGCCGGCGCCGAGCAUGGUGGCGGCCAAGGAUCACCCGGACUACCAGAAGUACUUCAAGAUGUUGAGGAUGGGACUGCCGCGGGGGGCGGCGCUUCAGAAGAUGGCAACUGAGGGCAAGGACCAGGCGAUCCUCGACACGCCGGACGCUAUGCUCCCGUUGGCAGAGACUGAGGGUGGAGCGGAAGCGGCAGCGGCAGCGGCAGCGGCAGCGGCAGCGGCAGCAUCAGCAACAGCACCGAGCAUGGUGGCGGCCAAGGAUCACCCGGACUACCAGAAAUACUUCAAGAUGUUGAGGAUGGGACUGCCGCGGGGGGCGGCGCUUCAGAAGAUGGCAACUGAGGGCAAGGACCAGGCGAUCCUCGACACGCCGGACGCUAUGCUCCCGUUGGCAGAGACUGAGGGUGGAGCGGCAGCGGCAGCGGCAACAACAGCACCGAGCAUGGUGGCGGCCAAGGAUCAUCCGGACUACCAGAAAUACUUCAAGAUGCUCAAGAUGGGGCUACCGCGGGGGGCGGCGCUUCAGAAGAUGGCAACUGAGGGCAAGGACCAGGCGAUCCUCGACACGCCGGACGCUAUGCUCCCGUUGGCAGAGACUGAGGGUGGAGCGGCAGCGGCAGCGGCAGCGGCAGCAUCAGCAACAGCACCGAGCAUGGUGGCGGCCAAGGAUCAUCCGGACUACCAGAAAUACUUCAAGAUGCUCAAGAUGGGGCUACCGCGGGGGGCGGCGCUUCAGAAGAUGGCAACUGAAGGCAAGGACCAGGCGAUCCUCGACACGCCGGACGCUAUGCUCCCGUUGGCAGAGACUGAGGGUGGAGCGGCAGCGGCAGCGGCAGUGGCAGCGGCAGCAACAGCACCGAGCAUGGUGGCGGCCAAGGAUCAUCCGGACUACCAGAAAUACUUCAAGAUGCUCAAGAUGGGGCUACCGCGGGGGGCGGCGCUUCAGAAGAUGGCAACUGAAGGCAAGGACCAGGCGAUCCUCGACACGCCGGACGCUAUGCUCCCGUUGGCAGAGACUGAGGGUGGAGCGGCAGCGGCAGCGGCAGCAACAGCACCGAGCAUGGUGGCGGCCAAGGAUCAUCCGGACUACCAGAAAUACUUCAAGAUGCUCAAGAUGGGGCUACCGCGGGGGGCGGCGCUUCAGAAGAUGGCAACUGAGGGCAAGGACCAGGCGAUCCUCGACACGCCGGACGCACUCGUACCUCUUGCGCCAGCCCCCUCCCCCGCCACUGAUGCCACCCCAGGCAAGGGGAUCCCAACGCCGCCGCUGUUGCCAGGAAUGGGCGGAGGAAUACCGCCGCCGCCGCCGUUACCUGGAAUGGCCGGAGGAAUCCCCCCGCCACCGCCGUUGCCAGGAAUGGCCGGAGGAAUCCCGCCGCCACCGCCGCUACCGGGAGCAAGCGGAGGAAUCCCGCCUCCGCCGCCGUUGCCAGGAGCAAGCGGAGGAAUCCCGCCUCCACCGCCGUUGCCAGGAGCAAGCGGAGGAAUCCCGCCUCCGCCGCCGUUGCCAGGGGUGGGCGGAGGAAUCCCGCCGCCGCCACCGUUACCAGGAAUGGGCGGCGGCGGGGGCAUCCCGCGGCCGCCGCCGAUGCCGGGAUCGGGCGGCGGGGGCAUCCCGCCUCCGCCACCAAUGCCGGGGAUGGCGGGGCGUGGUCCCCCCAUGCCGCCCCCGUUGCCCGGGAUGGCCCGGGGACCUGCAGGGCUCCCACCCCCGCCGCCGCUUCCGGGCAUGAUGGGUAGGGGGCCGCCGGCUUUGCCCCCUAGGGGGCCCGGCGGGAUGGCGCGGCCGCCGCCGCGGCCGGCGGGGCCGAAGAAGCCCAAGGACAAGCGGCGGAAGCUCCACUGGAAGACCAUCCCUCACGCGCGGCUGCAGAAGACGGAGAGCAUCUGGAUGGAGACGGAAGUAGCCACCGACAUCCAGAUCGAUCUCGAAGAAUUCGAGGAGCUGUGGGUCGAGAAGGCGGAAAAAGUGGCCCCCAAGAAGAAGCUGGAUGAGGCGAAGAAGAAAGACGUGAAGAAGGAGGCGCCCAAGGAGAUCAGCCUGCUGGACGGGAAGCGCGCGAUGAACACGUCCAUCGCGAUCGCCCGCAUCAAGAUGACCUACGCUGAGACCCGCCAGGCGGUCAUGAACAUGGACGAGACCGUUCUGUCUUCGAACGUGCUCCAGUCGCUUCAGGAAUUCAUGCCGACGACAGAGGAGGAAAAGACCCUGCUCAACUACAACGGCGACCCAGCCUUGCUCGGAAACGCGGAAAAGUUUAUGCUGGAGAUGAUCAAGGUGCCGAAGCGCGAGCUGCGUCUCAAGGGCAUGCUGUUCAAGCAGCUGCUCCAGGCUAGGCAGGACGACAUGCGAUCCAUGGCCGGGCUUAUCAACUCGGCGUGUCUGGACGUGAGGCUCAGCCGGCGCCUGAAGAAGCUCUUGGGAAUAAUCCUCAAGCUCGGGAACCAGCUCAAUGAGGGUCAAACCACGGGGUUCACCCUAGACUCGCUCCUCAAGCUCAACACCGCAAAGGCGUUCGACAAGAAGACAAGCAUCCUGCACUACCUCGUCAUGCUCGCCAGGAGGAACGAUCCCACGCUCCUCGACUUCAAGGAUGAUCUAAAACACGUGUUCCCGGCGUCCCGGCUCCUCAUCUCGACGGUCACGGCGGAGCUGUCGGACCUUAACAAGGGGUACGCCUCCUUCAAGCGCCUUGUGGAGGGAGACCCCAACCUACGACCGCGUCCGCCGGAGGCGUCGCCGAAGGGGGGGGCUGGUGCUCCGCCGUCCCCGGGUAGCCUGUCGCGUUCGCCAAGCUCUGGCGGCGGCGGCGGCGGUGACUCGGAGGGGGCGGGGGGCGAGUCGUCGUCGCCGUCGUUGUCCAGCAGCAGGUCGGAGAAGCUGGCGACGCUCUCGAGGCAGAAGACCCACAACAGGGAGAGCAAGUGCAACGCUGGAAAGACUAUCAUCAACUUCGAUAUGGCCACCGAGGCGGGCCGAGCGGCCGCGCUCAAGGCAGGCCAAUCAGCGUCGGAGCUGGAGACCAUACCGGAGGCUUCUUCUUCGGCCGGGGGCAGCAGCGCCGGCGUUGGCGAUGACGGCGGAGGCGGGGGUGGGAAGGGUACGGAGAGCGGGUGGUUCGGGCAGGGUCUCGCCAAGUGCUCGCUUCCGAUGCCACGGGGCCUGGUGUCCGGCAGCGACGAACCCCGCGCGCCCAGCGGCGGCGGCGGCAAGAGAAUAAGCAAGGGCCUCUCGAAUUGCUCCCUCCCGAUGCCGAGCAGCCUCGCGCCCAAGGUGCUUCCCCCUGUGGAGGCCGUACGCUGGAUCGCCCAGGGUCUCGCGGAAUGCCAGAUCCCGAUGCCGUGCGGGCUGGCGCCGGCCCCGGGCAAGCGCUCUCCCCCUCCCCCGGUUACCCCCGGGAGGACUCCGAAAAAGUCGCCCAAGAAGCUAGAGCCACGAGAGGCGCUUGGAGUGUGGAUGAAGCACGCGGAGGAGGAGCUGGCAGCAUCGGAGACCCUCGUGGAAGAGAUGCAAUCCAACUUCUCAGGGGCGCUGUCGUACUUCGGAGAAGAUCCCGAGCUGACCCCUCAGGAGUUCUUCACGACACUGCACUCUUUCAUCAAGGCUUUCGACGAGGCGCGGGCCUACGUGGACCGCCAGGCCAAAAAGAAGGAGCAGGAGCGCAAGCUCGAGGAGAAGAAGGCCGCUGCCGCGGCGAAGAAGAAGCGCCUGGCGGAGGAGAAGCGGCGGAAGUCCGCCGAGCUGCUCCGAGCGGGCUCGACAGACUCGUCGGAAGGGGCGGCGGCGGCGGCGGCGGCGAAGGGAGGCGGUGGAGGGGCCGAAGAGUCCUCUCCUACCAAGCAAGACGGCGGGGGGAGCGUCAAGGGGCGCAGGAACAGUGGGGGUGGAAGGCCUUGUUGCCGGGGAAGGAGCGGCGGCCGCUGCUGGCGCCGCCGGCGAGGGCUCGGGUCCGGCUGUUGCCGAUGGUCCCGGCAAAGAAGAGGCGGUCAAGGUUGGCGAUGCCGGCGGUGA